This is a messenger RNA of Trichobilharzia regenti, 8967 nucleotides long. The record is from the annotation of a GenBank genome assembly. Lineage: Eukaryota; Metazoa; Platyhelminthes; Trematoda; Strigeidida; Schistosomatidae.
AUGUUUCAUUUGGAUAUCAAUCACAUAUACUACAUUCAUACGAAUAACACUUUGACAAUUCAAAGCUUGAAAUUAACGGAUGCUGGUAUCUUUCAGUGUUAUGCCUAUAAUAGUGCUGGCGAAGAUUUCCUCAAUAUCUGGUUGAAAGUCACUUCAUUCGCUCCAAGGCUGUGCACUCCUGAAACGAGUGUGUCAAAUUUCACAGUGCUGGAAGGUUCAUCAACAACUUUAGUCUGUCCUAUUAUCGGAGCACCAACACCGGAAUUUAAAUGGUACAAAGAAACUAAGGAGAAUGAAUGGAUGCCUGUUCAACAAUGGUUUGAAAUUAACAAAUACUUCAACUAUUCAUCGAAAUCAUUAAAUAAGGCAAUCAAAGGAGUGAAUAAUGAAAAUAAAUACACAGUCAACGACAUGACUGUAAAACUGCAUGACAACAGUCAAAAAGAAAUGCAGCAGAUAUCGAAUUUAUGUGUUCCUUAUGGUCAUAAUGAACUUAAAAUGAACAAUGUCAAUUAUCAGUCAACCGGUCGGUAUAAAUGUGAAGCAAGAAAUUACUUGGGGAAUGAAACAGCCUUCAUUUAUGUCCGUGUUUAUGCUCGUACUGUACCUGUACAUCAUUUACCCAGUUCACUGACUGCUAUUUCCAAUCAAAGUUUGUCGAUAACCUGUUCAUUUUAUGUUGACCAGCACACACAUGCAGAGAUUAAUUGGUUUCAUGGAAGAAAGGAAUCCAAUAAUCAGGCUUCAACAAGUGGAAAGCACAAUGAUAAACAAUUGCACAACAAUAAAGUUAGGUCGAAUAGCAAGUCUUUCAUGAAUUCACCUGAUACUGUAAAUAUAGACCCAGUUAUUACUUAUUUCUCCCGGGAACUUUCAAAUGGAAAUAAAAAAUCGACUGGAUUAAAUGAAUAUGGUUCAAUUUUACAUGUAAAUAAUGUGCAUAUAUCACACCAAGGAUUUUAUGUUUGUGAAAUCUUAUCACCUGGUGGAAAUUAUACAUUGAAAACUGAAAUAAAGGUGAUUUCGCUUCCUGCAAAACCAAUCGAAUUAUCCAUUUCGGAUAAACUUCCGCACGAGAACUAUGCUAACAGAAAUGCCACUGAAGUUCAGCUGUCAUGGAGACAGCCUCAACCAACUUACCAAAUGAAGCUUACACAUUAUGCAAUUUUUAUUCAUAAACUACCUAUUCAUCCGAAUUCUAAGGAAUUAAAUUGUGAGACGGUCGGGAAAUAUGACUGGGAACUUUUCAGUACCAUUGGAAUAAAUCAGACUGUUAAAAAUACAACAGACGAACGUUACUUCUUCACAAUUAAAAACACCUCGACCAUAUUUUCAUCUGGUUCGUAUUGUUUCAGUUUGUCUGCAGUUAACUUUAUUGGAUGGAGUGAAAAAUCAUAUCCUGUUAUGCAUUCAGUAUCAUAUGCAUCUAAAGAGGAAUUGGAAGAAUUAACUUUGAAAUUGUAUCUAGUUAAUCUGACGGAUACAUCUGUAAAGAUCACUUGGGUAGUGACUUUGCAUUCGCAUAAGGUUUCACUAUCAUCAAUCAAAGAAUAUCAGGUGUAUUAUUGGAUUGACGCAACUGAUUCACUGCUAAUGAAGAAAGUCUCAGAUGCUAAUAAUUUCAUCAAUCAAAAAAAUAUAACCGGUUUAAAACCAUCAACUAAUUAUAAUUUUAAGGUUGCAGCUUGUAAUCAGUAUGGAUGUGGGAAAUAUUCUGAAGUUCUGCAGAUAAAAACUCUUCAACAAAUACUUGUAAAGAUACCAUCACGUUUGUUAGUUGUCGUCCAUCAAACUAAUGAAGUGGAGAUAUCUUUCUCCAGUGAUUAUUCAAAUGAAGAGGACUAUGUUAAACAGUGUGUGGAAGGCUUUUUGAUCAAAUUAAAUUGCAUUGACCCACCAGGUUGUUUGAAUACACAGUUAUUUAUACCUUUAAAGUGUAUUAGGCACAGUAGGCACACUGAUCCUCAGAGUGUUGUCAGCUUAACCAGUGGCGGAAAAACUGACACAUUUGAUUGUGAUGAGCUGCACAGAUUCGGCAAUUAUUCUUUUGUACGAAGAAAAAGUGGACAGAAAGCUAGUCAUCAUGUUGUAAUAGUCUUGAAGGCUCUUAGUCCAUACACUCUAUAUGAAAUGCAUAUGGCGUAUGUGUACACAAAUCGAAUUGGUCCAUUCAGUAGACCGGCUGAAGUUUUUCGUACACAUGAGGAUGUUCCUUCCCGAAUCUCAAACUUGAUGGUUAACUCUGAUGGCAGUGAUGGUCUCUUUGUAGAAUGGGAUGCACCGGAGAAACCCAAUGGACAGAUAAUACAAUAUGUGCUACAUUAUACUGAGGUCAAGCAGGUUGAUUGGUUCUCCAGUAAUGAUCAUAUUCAUGAUCAGGAAGUAUUCUUUUCAAGGAGAGCGCAUUCAAGCCAGAAUGAAUACAGUAUGGAUACAAAGCUUCAGGAGAAUAAUUUCAUGAAUAAUUAUAAUAACAAAUCAAAUGUACAGAAUCCUUUGUAUCAGUUAAAGUAUCUACCAUUUGCUUCUUCAAUCCCAUCAGAUUUGGUCAAUUCACAAAAAUAUGAAAGUAGAAAAUAUGCUGGAUAUUAUAGUUUGAACAGGACAACACAUCGUGUUAACAUUGAAUCGUUGAUUUCAAAGCACAUCUAUCAGAUUAGAAUGUUUGCUUUGAAUACAGCCGGUCUGAGUCCAGUUAGCUUGCAGUUAGGCUUUACAUCAUCAUCACCGUCACUGGUAGUACCAAAAGAUAGGAAGCAUACACAUACUGAUAAGGAGUUUUUACACUGGACAAGUCUCAUUCAUUCGAAUAAGCAUGAAGAGAAGACAUUUAGAUGGUUGAAUAACACUUUUAUUAAUUUUAUUGGUGCACCGGAUAUCGAAAAAAUAAAUGAUAAUGAUGCAGAAUUCUCGAUUGAAUUCGAGUUGAUGCUCAACGAAAAUUACUUUCUGAUGAGUCGUCACACUCGUCCAAAGUAUCUGAACGACACUUCCCUAGCACUGAAUGUCUUGGAGCGAACAAUCAAACUGAUAGAACAAAGUAAAUGGCCCAUAAGAAUCCAGGAAAUACCUUUACACGGUUAUCAGGAGACAGAUGUGGAUAUACAAAUAGAUUCAUGGAAAUGGCGUAUCUCAACACCAUACAAAUACAAUUAUAGUUCAAAAAUGGAGUUUUCCUCAAUACAAAAUUUCCAGUCUCCGUCAAUAAACCGAACUAAACUUGUAUUUUCAUUUAAAUUACACAAUCUGUCAAGUUACACUUAUUAUCGUAUUGAAGUAUGGCAACCAGUUGGUCUGCUUUUUGGUAAUUACGAUCAUAUAGUCAAUAGGAAGCUUUCAUAUUCAAUUUCAUCUAAUUGGUUCAAAACUGGUGUUAAGCCACCAAAUACUUCACCAUCUAUGGUUUAUGCACAAAUUAUCGAUUCUGACAGAAUGAAAAUUACAUGGCAGCCUUUGUCUCGAGAAAAUUGGAAUGGAAUACCGAAAGGUUUUCUAAUUACAAUUCAAGAGAAUCAAAGCAAACACACAGUGAAUUCAUUUACAACAUAUCCAAAUCAUGAACACAUGUUUAGCUUAAAUGGUACGAUCAAUAUUCAAAAAGUUCAAAGCCAUUGCGGUUUAGUUUACCUUCAGGUAUUUAUCAACGAUAGCACAGCGUCUGAUUAUACAGUUAACAAUUUAAAGUGUGACGGUGAAUAUUCAGUGACUAUACGAGCUGCAAGUAUUCAAACUGGCAUAUCUGACAAGUGGUUGCUGGGACCAGAAAUGACUGUUACGCCUGUUUUAGUAAAUAAACAAGUGACCAAGAAGACAGACGUACGAGUUCCGCUUUGGCUUACAAAAACGUAUUACGCUGGGUAUAACUUGAAAGUUUCAUAUACAGAUGAAUGGAUCAUUUUGAAAUGGAAAGAAAGUCUAGCUGUGGAGUGUGGAGAGCCACCGUCAGGUUACCACCUAAUAUUCAAAAAAAUAUCGUCUCAUGCCUAUGUGAACGCAACAUUUCAGUAUGGCGAUUCUCCCAGCUAUGUUAAAUUCAUUCCAUUCAAUGAUACAAAUCUAUUCAGAAGUAAAACUAUGCAAUCGAGUGAUUCAUUCUAUGAGAACGUGUUAAAACUCUCAUUGAAAAGUUUCUUUGAUGUUGGUGAAAUUUGCUACUUCAAUGGUUAUCUGAGUUUUCGAUUAACACUAGCUGGUCAAUCAAUUGAUGAUAAGAGUCAUAACAAAGAACGAGUAUUUAUUCAUUUAAAUCUUGCCGAAGAAAAGCAAAAAGGUCGUUUAUUACUUCGCAGGAUUAUUCCACUAUCCAGACAAAAACAUGACAGCCAAAAAGCACGUGUACUGAUCACUUGGAUACCGAAAGCAGUCAAUCAAAGGUCAUUUUUGCGCUAUGCUACUACAUUUACAUUGCAGUGGGUGAGAAUAGACCCUAUAUCCUACGAAAAUUUAAGUCUACCAUCCACUCGUAUAAUUAGCUGGCCAGAAGCCAAUAAUCAUAUCAUGCUAAAUGAUGAAUUCCUAACAUCAGGAGCAUUAACUGCUGCUGAAAGCAAAUCGUCAUUAAAACAAAACCAACAAAAACACUAUUCAGAAUAUUUAAUUGCUAUAGACGAAUUGUUAAUGGAUACGACAUAUUUGUUUCAACUAAUUGAAAGCAAUUCAAAUCAGGUGAAUAAUGCUACACUGAACAACUCUGAAGAAUGUUCAAAGAGAACAGAAUUAUUGGUAUAUGUAACAACUGUCGAAAGUUAUCAAACAGUACCAAAAAUACCUCCAGCUACACCGAGUAUACAAAUAUUGCCGAGCAGUACGGCGAUGAUUGACAGUCAACACACACUUUGUCCUUCCACAUCAAUUCAUUUAUCCUGGCCAAAUUAUCUAAGCCAAUUACAGUCGAAUGAAACAACUGAAUCUGGAUCUGGGUUUAUUUAUACAUCUCCGGUAACAAACUAUACUCUACAGUAUGCAGAAAUAAAUAAAGACAAUUUCCAUGAUGAUAUAUCAUAUCACAGAAGCUCAAUUAAUUAUACUUCUGUAACCUGGGCAAACUAUUAUCCUUCUCCGAAUUUCGGUGACGAAAAUGAUUUCGUAGUGAAUGGGCUCCGACCGAAUAAAAUGUACAUAUUUCGCUUGGCUGCUCAAACCGAUGCUGGACAGAGUCCUUUUAGUUUACCAACUGAUAUUGUGAUCACAGAUGCACAAAAACCAUGCUCCAGUCCAAUUCGCUUGGAAGUUGAAUUAAAAACACUUCAGUAUCCUGAAGAAACCUGGAACUCUCAAAAUAAACAAACAAGGAAAACCAAUAUACUAACUGAUGAAUAUUGUGAAUACAUUAGCGUGAAAUGGCGGGUAUUAGACAAUAGUGCAUGGAAUAGUCAACCAGGUUGGUACCAUAUUGCAUACAAUGUCUGGCCAUCAAAUCCCGCUGAUGACAAUACUACAUCAUUCAACUUAUUUGUAAAACAUGAAAAAAGUCAAAUCAUAAAUGGACAUUUAAAAGUCGAGUUACUCAACUUACUACCAAAUAGGUAUUACGUGAUUACAAUUGAACCUGUAAAUGAAUAUGGUACAAGUAGUUCAUUGGUUUCACUUGUACAAUAUGCAUCAUCAGUUCUCACCUAUAGUGGUUCAGGUUGUAAUCGAAAGCAACCAUAUUUAGUACUAAUGAAGCAAAUGAUAACAUUUACUCGACCAUCAUCCUCAUUAUUAUCUACUUCUUUGAGUAAUUUUCAUUAUCCAGCCUUAAUGAGUAAACUGUUAAUACCUCCAAUGAAUUUUAUUUGUUCAACUGAUCGAAUACACGUUCUAGUUAAAUGUACCUGGGAGUAUGGUGAAUUGAAAAGUAUCCUGGGAUUUGUUUUUGAAGUAAUUUCAUUUGGUGAAAUCAACCAGGAGAUAUCAAACAGUUCUGUUCACAUUCAUCCUAUAUUUAUCAAGCCAAAUAUGAAUGGUGUUGUAUUAUAUUCUACAACAAGCAUUACUCAGUUGUAUUCUAUCCCAAUCGAAUCAACACUCAUUAAACCAUACUGUUAUUACAAAAUGUCAGUCUAUGCUGUCACACCUGGUGGACACGGACCCAAGGCUUUUUUUCCUAACAUCAGUGAUAAAGAAAUGUUCAACGAUCAAUUACAGGUGAUUAAUCCUACAGAAAGGCAUUGCUCAUCUGAUAACUUUAUAUGCACAUCACAGUCACCGCCUGAACCCCCGUCCGAAGUGUCUUCCGAAUGGUUGUCAAGAGAUAAAAUCCAGUUGAAAUGGUCACGUCCAAAUCAACUCAAUGGGAAGCUCGUUGGUUAUCGUGUCACAUGGAGUGAAGUCAAUUUUUUAAGAAGUGACAGCAAGCCAUUUCGUAAACACAGACGUUCAGCAGACUAUAUUGGCGCAGAAGAACAGUUUUCAGCGGUGGUUAAGUCAGCCUCGACAAGUUACACAAUCGAUCACUUAAAUGAAAAUACAACUUACAUAUUCAGAGUGGAAGCCCAGACACAAUCAAAGCAAAAUAAUGGUUGGGGUAAACCAGCGUGUCUUUGGGCAUCAACAAGCUACUGUUGGCUAUAUUCUAUUCAACCAAACGCAGUCAAUUUACACCAUAUCUGUGAUUUCAGUGUUUUAGUCGAAACAAUAUAUCCAAACUAUCAAAAAUACUGUUCCUUCGAUUCGCCUGUUCUUCGUCGACCAGUUGUCUUCGUUAGCAGUAUGAAUACUACUGAACGUAGUAGUAGUAGUAGUAGUAGGAAUUCUAAAAUCGAUUUAUUAAAUACUACUCAAGAUUUGCAUGCAGAAAAACGAAAGCCUAAUAACAAUCAAACGAAAAUAAGUUAUGAGUCAACUGUAAUUACAGUUUUAUGGAGUGAAGCAAUACCUGGAGUUAAUUCUAUCUCACAUAUUCUAAUUGAAACACGUCAUUCUUGGAAUUUAAAUAAAUGGUAUUCUGUGGUAAUGAUCAACAGUACAAUGAAACUGUACACAUUCAAUCUGGAUGAGUUAAGAUUGACAAGACUUCUAAGCGAUUUGGAUGAGAAUUCAAGCUGUCAGGUUAUUCAAAAUCCGAAUAACAAUUUAACUUCAUCAAAAAGUAUGACGAUAACAGCCGGUGGAUUAGAUCAAGAAGUUGUUAAUCAAAUGAUUGCAGCUGCUUUCGCUGAUGCUAAUGUCCCAUUGGAUUCUAGUGCUCACAUAGCCAUCCAGUUUCGAUUGUCGCCAGCUAAUCAAUUUCAAAUAGGUUUACCAAGUCAAGAGUCAAACUGGAUCGUCAUUAACUUAAAACCAAACUACAAACCAUUUUAUCAGCACUGGUGGUUUAUUAUGCUACUAGGCUUAUCUGGUGUUUCAACUGCUGUCAUUUUACUAAGUUCACUGAGAUGGAAUUUAUAUAAAAGGCAAGGAGUUAGAGAUUCACAAUUUCGGACUAGAAAAUAUAAUAUGAAACAACAUCCAUCGAAUACUAUCAUGGCUGAUUGCUGUUUACCGCUAUGCGCGUACCACAUAAAUACGACAACUACAGCAGCUAUGCCAAUCAACAAUGAAUUCAAUAACAAUGCUAAUGGCUCAUGUAAAUAUCCAAGUAUGACUGAUUCCAGUUACAAGAAAUCUCUGAUACCAGGGAUUGCGACAACACCAGUAGAAAGACAUUUGAUUGAAAAUUCUAUUUAUCUGUUCAAUAGAAGUCAAAGUCCAUUUAAUCCAAUGAUGAACAGUCCAAAAUGGGAUAAUUUAUAUAGUGCAAGUCCAGAAAUUCUUAUUGUACCUACAGACAGUUCAGUAGGCAGUAAAGCACCAAGUAAUAGAACUAUCAGUACAAGUGAAGUGGAAAGAUUUGAUGAAUUAAAUCAUCAUCAUAAUAAUAAUAAUAGCUGUAUUAUUGGCCAAGGAGUAAUUACUUCAAAUCCUUCAAUUUAUCCUGAAGCUGAUAUCUCCGUUCAUCAGUCUUGUCAUCUCUCCCCAUUUCAUGCACCUGAGUGUUUACAACGAAUGUCUGAUUUAUCGAAUUCUACAAAUAAUGAAAUGAUAAUUAAUAAUAGUUUACCAAAUUCUUCGAAUAUGAGCUAUUUAUGCUUUGAACAAUUACCCACACCAUAUCAUCUUACACCCACACAGCUAACCAACGAUCCAUUGGUGAAAAAUUCUACUUAUUCGGAUCAGAUAAACGAACCAUUUCAGUCUGUUCAACACCAGUUUGAUACAGGCCAACCUAAUCUACAAAUGCUCUCUGGUCAGCGUUAUUACGACACUGACUAUUCUUCAUUCAAUGAAAAUCAUAUAAGUGGUCAUAAUUUAAGAAAUGCUUUCAGUCUUAAGUCGUCAGCGAAUAAUCAACCUCCAACUAACCCAAUUCAAUGCAUUGUCGACGAUGGUGGUACUUCAGUUGACAAUAAUCGGUAUUAUCCAAAUCUAAAGGGAGAAAAUAUCAUGACAAAAUCUCAAACCGAUACUUAUGGAUAUAGAGAUCCGCCACAUGUAACGCAUAACAGUUUGUACAGAAAUAAUUUUAAUAGGAAUUCUGUAAAUACUGACCACAAAACUCUCAACUGUGUAACAUCAAAUAUUGAAAUGAAGUCAUUCCUAAACGAGUUUAAACCAAGUUCUCAGAACUAUAAUCUGUCAACAUUGAGUACUAGCAACUAUGAGAAUAAGAGAGGAUAUAACCUCAAUUCGUCACCAUCAACAUCAUCAUCAUCUAAUCACUUACCAUUGAAUACUGGGCAGUAUCAAAGUCCUGUUUACUCCAUGCACAAUGGUCAAGAGUGGAAUACACUCCUCCCUAAUACUAACACUCCAGUACAACAAGAAAAUCUUCAUCAACAGAUAUCAGUCUAUAAAAACAAUAAUAUGAUGUAUAAUAUGCUUACGCCUAAUUAUCAGACUAAUUGUGUGAAUACUGCUCCCAACAAUAUUCAUGAGAAUCUUACAAAUUUAGACGAAUUUCAGAUUACAACAGACUUGGAGAUGUUGACUUCCACUGAAGUAUGA